CUAGUGAUAUUUAUAGCUUUUCUAUAAUUAUGUGGGAAUUUAUAUCUGGAAUUUCUCCAUUUGAUAAUGAAGCUCAUGAUUUUCAACUUAGCUUAGAUAUUUGCAAAGAUGUUGGAAUAUGGAUCCAUUAA
Funneliformis geosporum is the source of this 131-nucleotide messenger RNA. The record is from the annotation of a GenBank genome assembly. NCBI's taxonomy places the organism in Eukaryota, Fungi, Glomeromycota, Glomeromycetes, Glomerales, Glomeraceae.